Messenger RNA from Sardina pilchardus (European sardine), 2442 nucleotides. RefSeq names its product potassium voltage-gated channel subfamily B member 2a (gene kcnb2a). Gene Ontology annotation, molecular function: delayed rectifier potassium channel activity; protein binding. The coding region runs from base 1 to 2442 and encodes 813 amino acids. Gene Ontology annotation, biological process: protein homooligomerization; potassium ion transmembrane transport. Gene Ontology annotation, cellular component: membrane; voltage-gated potassium channel complex; neuronal cell body. NCBI's taxonomy places the organism in Eukaryota, Metazoa, Chordata, Actinopteri, Clupeiformes, Clupeidae. The record is from RefSeq and is a predicted model, not a curated record. The transcript is spliced from 2 exons.
AUGGGUGAAAGAAGUGGGUUUGGAGUCCCCAAAAACCCUGCGCGGCCCGCCGGGUCGCUUCCGCCCGAGCCCAUAGACAUCAUACGGAUCAAAGCCAGGUCCAGAAGAGUCCGCAUCAACGUAGGGGGCCUGACACACGAGGUCCUGUGGCGGACCUUGGACAGGCUCCCACGCACCCGUCUGGGCAAACUCAGAGACUGCAACACCCACGAGACCUUACUGGAGAUCUGCGACGACUACUGCCUCAACGAGAACGAAUACUUCUUCGACAGGCACCCUGGUGCCUUCUCCUCCAUCUUGAACUUUUACAGGACAGGGAAGCUCCACAUGAUGGAGGAGAUGUGUGCCCUGUCCUUCGGCCAGGAGCUCGACUACUGGGGCAUCGACGAGAUCUACCUGGAGUCGUGCUGCCAGGCCCGCUACCACCAGAAGAAGGAGCAGAUGAACGAGGAGCUGCGGAGAGAGGCCGAGAGCCUGCGGCAGAAGGAGGGCGAGGAGGUGGACGACGGCUGCUGCCCAGACCAUAGACAGAAGCUAUGGGACUUGCUGGAGAAACCCAGCUCCUCCUUGGCUGCUAAGUUCGUGGCCUUUCUAUCCAUCCUCUUCAUCAUCCUGUCAACCAUUGCACUCUCCCUGAAUACCCUGCCAGAGUUACAAGUGAUUGACGAGUUUGGACAGUCCAAUGACAACCCCUACCUUGCCCAGGUGGAGGCGGUGUGCAUCGCCUGGUUCACCAUGGAGUACCUGCUGCGCUUCCUCUCCUCCCCGAACAAAUGGAAGUUCUUCAAGGGCCCUCUGAACGUCAUCGACCUGCUGGCCAUCCUGCCGUACUUCGUCACCAUCUUCCUGACCGAGUCCAACAAGAGCGUGCUGCAGUUCCAGAACGUCCGCCGGGUGGUCCAGAUCUUCCGCAUCAUGAGGAUCUUGAGGAUCCUCAAGCUGGCCAGGCACUCCACUGGGCUCCAGUCCCUGGGCUUCACGCUGCGGCGCAGCUACAACGAGCUGGGCCUGCUCAUCCUGUUCUUAGCCAUGGGCAUCAUGAUCUUCUCCAGUCUGGUGUUCUUCGCCGAGAAAGACGAGGACGCCACCAAGUUCACCAGCAUCCCGGCGUCCUUCUGGUGGGCGACCAUCACCAUGACCACGGUCGGCUACGGCGACAUCUAUCCGCAAACCCUGCUGGGUAAAAUAGUGGGCGGGCUGUGCUGCAUCGCCGGGGUGCUGGUGAUCGCUUUGCCCAUCCCCAUCAUCGUCAACAACUUCUCCGAGUUCUACAAGGAGCAGAAGAGGCAGGAGAAGGCCAUCAAGCGCCGGGAGGCCCUGGAGAGGGCCAAGAGGAACGGCAGCAUCGUGUCCAUGAACCUGAAGGACACGUUUGCGCGCAGCAUGGAGCUCAUCGACGUCAUCGUGGAGCAGAAGGAGGAGUCGAAGCCCGUCGACAACCACCUCUCGCCGAGCCGCUGGGGCUACCAGAAGCGCCCGGCCUCGGACAGCUCCGACACCAAGUACGUGGAGGUCGCCCAGCUGGGGUCUCCGCAACGGAGCCCGCAGCGGCUGAACGCCCGCAAGCUGGAGCAGAUGUACAACCAGAUGACGGGUCCGGGCGCCGGUCCAGGCCCUCAGCUCCGCGAGCCGUCGGCGGGGCUAGCGGGCAAAGAGGAGUCCAUGGAGAUGAAGGUGGUCCAGGGGCAGCCCGCCACGAAGGACAGGCCCGUCACCGACAUCAAGAGCAUCUCCAGCGUGGACAGCUUCACCAGCUGCACCACCGACAUGAGCGAGGCGGAGAAGGGCGCGCUGCAGGCCCAGCUGAGGCACCCGCGCGGCCCGCCGCCGCCCCUCGACCUGACCAAGAUCUCCGCCGUGGAGAAGCGGGCGGCCGAGAAGGCCCGGCAGCAGCAGCAGCAGCCGCCCAUCAUCAAGGAGGGCCUGUACGAGUUCGUGCCGUGCAACCCGGAGGACUCGGCCGCGCCCACCCCGGGCCCGCGGGACGACGGCGGCGAGAGCGCGCGCAGCGCCAUGCGCCCGGCCAGCCAGGUGAAGACCAAGGGGCUGAAGGUGAACUUCACCGAGUCGCCCGAGGAGGGCUCCUCCAACGUGCACCUGGUGGUGACCGAGGAGGAGGUGCCGCCGUCGCCGCCGCUGCUGAGCGGCAGCUCCCCGCGCCACAGCCCGCACUCCCCGGGACGGAGCUUCGGGGGCGACGGCGCCGAGAGCUCGCCAGGCCUGGGCCCGUCCACCGAGGGCUACAAGGGGAAGAACCACGUCGACAAGACGGCGUCUCCGGCCUCCCCCAAGCCCACCUCACCGAACUGUGCUCCCGGUGUGGGCGGGGGGGCCGGAGGGAUGGAGAGCCUGGCUGACGCCAAUCAGAGCGGACAGAAGGCGGAGAACCAUCUUCUAUCUGGGGAGGGUCCGAUGACACCCCCCUGUGAAACGAGUAUGUAA